CACGGCACUGACCCGGACCGUCCUCGGCUGAAUGAUCCUGCGCACCUAUCACUCACACCCCAACCCCUUCUUGAUGUCUUGAGUCAUGUGUCGCGGGAACGUCUGUCGACAGGACUCCUCCAUGUGAAUCUCAGAUUAGAGUUGACGAGUCGUAGGACAUGUGAUCACGUCAUGACUGAAUAUAUAAACCCCACCUGUCGACCUCACCCUAACCCAGAACUUUCUUGAACCUGUGAACGAUCAUAUACGAACAUCAUGCUCCGUACGACGCUCUGCUCCACCAGGCUCCCCGUUCUUGUUCGUCCCUUCUCCUCCACGCCCCGUCCCGCCAGCAAAGAAAACCCCGGCAUCUACGACGACCUCAAAGAUGAUAUUCGCAAGACCGUGAACGCGUUUAAGUCUACCGGGUCUAUUGGACAGAAAUUCGAGGCGGAUGGAAGUGUGGGUAGCGUUGGGCAGAAGGUCGGGGGGCCGUUUUCGAAAGACGGAGUGAUUGGAAAGCAGUUUACGUCCAAGGGAAAACUUGGGGGUACUAUUGACGCUGCCGCGGCCAAGACGGAAGAGAUUUUGAAGGGUGGAGAGAAGCUCGGAAGGGACGGCUUGGGUCCGUUCGAGUAAAC
This is a messenger RNA of Saitoella complicata NRRL Y-17804, 620 nucleotides long. RefSeq lists its product as uncharacterized. NCBI's taxonomy places the organism in Eukaryota, Fungi, Ascomycota, Saitoellomycetes, Saitoellales, Saitoellaceae. Bases 256 to 618 code for a protein of 120 amino acids. The transcript is spliced from 2 exons. The record is from RefSeq and is a predicted model, not a curated record.